AUGCGCCGCGAUUCCAACAUUUCAUCCAGACUACAGAACUUUUCGUCAACGGGACCAGCACUGCAUGAUCACUCCGAGUUCUACAACAGUAUUGACCGCUUCAAUUUGGACCUUUCUCUUCGAUCGAAUGCUGCAAAUAUGACGUUAACUGGUGCUGAAGGAGAAACUAAUGCUGACUUGAUUGGCGAUGAAUCUAGUGAUCACAUUAAUGUUUCACCGCCUUGUCGAUCCAGAGUUACUUUUCCUGCCAACAAUAAUGUAAAUUCUGCUGAUCCCACUACCUAUGCCGCUACCGUCACAAAUUGUGCCACUGCCUCCACUUCCAAAGCAACUAAUGACACCGCUGCUGCCCCCGUUAUCUACGCUACAAUGAAUACAACAAGCUCUGACACAAGUACAGCCACCACUUCCGUCGCCACCGCCCGUUCUGCCGCUACAAACAGCUCCGUCGCCACCACCCACUCUGUCGCCACCAUCAGCUCCGUUGCCGCCAAAAACCCCAAUGCCAUAACCAACUCUAGCUCGUCUCCACAUACUGUCAACAAUGGUAUCAAUGGUAUCAAUCAUCAAAACGUACCUAACGGUUUGCCUGCGGAUGAGCAACAGAACUGUCGUCUGCGUGUAGUAAACAGAAGCUAUCGUCGAGAAACAUCCGCUGAUAAUCUGAAAUCGUUCUAUGUAACUCCCUUCCAUGUUGAACAAAACGAAGAAGACGUCCUGGAAUACCUCCGAGAAACACUCAACGUUGGAGAAUCCACGCUGAGAUGCGUAAAACUAGUGCCGCGCAACAAGGACAUCAGUGAACUGUCGUUUGUUUCUUUUAAAGUGUCUGUGUCCGAUGAUUUGAUUUCAUUCAUCAAUGACAGAUUCUACUGGCCAGAAGGCGUUGAAAUCCCUCAAUAUCGCACACCACGCAUCACGGAACACCCCAGCGAUGUCACCGUCCCCAAAGGUGACCCCGUAACGCUAAACUGCCAAGCAGAGGGCAAACCUCCACCGCUCGUCCAAUGGUACAAAGAUGGUGACCUUGUCAAGCUGGACUCCAAUCAUGUGCAACUGCCGACGGGUUCGUUGUUUUUCCUGCGAACCCUCCACAGCAAGAAAGAACAGGAUGACGGCGUUUAUUGGUGCGAGGCCAGCAACAAAGCUGGAAAGGUUUACAGCAGAAACGCCACGUUGCAAGUGGCCGUGCUGAGGGACGACUUUCGGUUGGAACCUAAGAAUACGCGGGUGGCGGCAGGAGAGACGGCUUUGUUGGAGUGUGGCGCCCCUCGAGGGAACCCAGAACCCAGCAUAAGUUGGAAGAAGGACGACGUUCAGCUGGAUCUGGAUGAUUACCGGCUCAGUAAGGAUCUGGCGCGGAUCCGAAUUGUGGAUAGCGCGAACCUUCUGAUUAGCGACGCUCGGCCAGGGGAUGCUGGUCGCUAUCAGUGUGUCGCUCAGAACAUGGUAGGCUCACGGGAGAGCACCUACGCCAAGCUGACCGUUCAAGUUAAGCCAUACUUCAUUGGCAAACCAAGUGACCUCACCGUAUUGGAAGGAAACCGUGUGCAGUUCCAAUGUGACGUGGGAGGAGAUCCCUUUCCGCAGGUGUUGUGGAGCAAAGAAAACGGGCACAUUCCGGUCGGACGAGCGGAAAUACUGGAAGAAGAUCGUAGUUUGGUCAUCCGAAAUGCAACCCCGGACGACCGGGGUCAGUAUAUCUGCGAGGCUCACAACAGUGUCGGACAGAUCAGCGCCCGAGCGAAUUUGGCUGUCAACACUCCACCGAGUUUCGUCGUGCGGCCACAGGAUCAAAGGGUUGUGCCGAAUGGGGUGGCCACCUUCCGGUGCGGUGCCAGCGGAAGCCCCCCGCCGUCGGUGUUCUGGACCAAAGAGGGCUCGCAAACGCUCAUGUUUCCGAACAACUCGUACGGCAGUUUGCAAAUCUCCGGACAGGGGGCACUGCAGAUUCGCGGCGUCCAACGCGAGGACGAAGGAUAUUACGUGUGCUCGGCGCUGAGUGUGGCGGGGUCCGUCACCAGUCGGGUGUAUUUGCAGGUCACCUCAUCGCUGGACUCCAUCAUACCGCCUCUGCUGCAACUUGUCCCCACGAAUCAAUCCCUGCCGACCGGUUCAAGUGCCAUCCUACCGUGUCGCCUUGCACAGUCCUCCUCCGUCGGCCAAAGUAACUCGGUCGACGACGGUGGCCACAUCGUCUGGGAACGGAACGGUUUCGAGCUAUCGCCGGCAUCCUCAUCGCGGUUCACCCAACAGCCAGCCGGCUCCUUCAAGAUUGACGAUUUGCAAGUUCAGGACAGUGGCUGGUAUCGGUGCGUUGCACGAGUUGGACAAACGAUAGCAUCGUCCGCCUGGAGUGCAUACUUGACGGUCGAAGAUAAUCUCCCCACCUCGCAACAGCGCAUCUUCAACGGCGAGCUUCUCCCAGCAGCGCCCGGCUCGCCGAAAGCCCUCAACAUCACAAACAGUAACGUAACCCUGGCCUGGCCAAUUCGCAGCACCAGUGGCCCUCUGCUCACCUACACAAUCGAGCAGUACGGUCUGGACGAUUCCGACAACCUUCCUCCAACGUCCUCGCAAACGGCUGGCGGUUGGCAGAUUGCCCUUCGUCAACUGGCUGGCAACACUGCCACCGUCACUGGACUGCGACCGGAGACGUCCUACCUCUUCGUAGUCCGAGCGGAAAAUGCGUACGGCUGCUCGGGGCCAUCUGCCAUUUCGGUGCCGAUUCGCACGCUGUCAUCCGACGACCGGGUGACAGUGCCCGCCGAGAUGGAAAGCGCCCGGAACGUGCUGAGUGGAAAGAUUUUGGAACUGAUUGACAUUAUCCCGCUAUCAUCGACGUCGGUUCGACUGGAAUGGCUGUUGCACGUGAGCACUUCUGAGCAGUUCGUCGAAGGAUUUUAUGUUCGCUAUCGGGAACUGGACUCGCACUCGCAACGCUACUCAAUGCUUUCAAUACCAAACAACGAAAUCGAACAGCAUAUCAUUACCAACUUAGCCAAAUUUACCAAAUACGAGUUUUUCCUCACGCCAUACUUCAAAAACCUGGAAGGUCAACCAAGCAAUGCCCGAAUCGUACAAACUAUGGAAGACCUGCCGUCAAUCGCUCCGGGAGGCAUCCAAACCGGAAUGUUGAACUUGACGGCGGGUUGGGUGCGAUGGAGUCCUCCACCAAAGGAUCAACUCAAUGGAGUUCUGCAAGGUUAUAAAAUCCAAGUCAAGGCCGGAAAUAUUUCCAAAUUGCUAGCGCAGAUGACGCUGAAUGCGACCACGACUUCGGUAAUGCUCAAUAACCUGACAACCGGGUCGAGCUACAGUAUCCGAGUUGGCGCGUUCAACAGAGUAGGACUCGGUCCCUACUCCAAGCCGGUUCACCUAACGAUGGAUCCCUCGUUUGUGAUCGUUCCGCAGGGGGUUCACAACAGCUACAACGACUACGAAGACUUUCGGCAUCACAAUUUUCUGCACGAGACGUGGUUUAUGAUUUUCGUUGUGCUGUCUUUGUUCAUAAUAUUGCUGUUCACUGUCAUUGGUGGGGUGAUCUUCUUCAAGCGGCGUCAGGGCUUGGGUAAACCCGUGGUGACAGUCCCCAUCGGAGCCAGAAGUGACCUUCCCAAUCUAAGCGUUUCGAGGAAGGAUAAUGGGAUUUGGAUCGACCGCGGGUGGAGGACUUGCGAUACGGAUAAGGAUUCCGGGUUAAGUUCCAUAAAGCUGCUGGAGGGGAAUCAAUUAUAUCCGAAUCAAGCUUUGUCCGAUGGAGGCACAGAUUAUGCAGAGGUAGAUCCGAGGGGCGUGACCUCGUUCUACAACUGCCGAAAGUCUCCGGAAAGUCCGACUCCGUACGCUACGACCAUGAUCAUCAAUGGUAUUCCACAUAGCGAAAACGGUGACCUGAGCUAUCAAGGUCACGACACUUUUUCAUCCACGUCUUCCAGUUUUCGAUCAUUCUACGGAUACCCAAGACCAGUUGUUAACAGCAAUCAAGUUCCACCGAACUGGGUCGACUAUCUUCCUCCGCCGCCGGAGCAUCCGCCACCGGCUCAUCAACCGCUGGAUAUCAACCAGCUGAACCACGUCUACCCGUCUGAAUUGGUGGGAACCAUGUCCAGCUCGCAGGCCAGUUCCUACUGUUCGCGACGCACCAGUGGCUACAAGUGAGACCUGGCCCCGCAUCGCACCCACAAUCACUACCUGAUCAGUCCAACGGAUGCCUUCCCGCCGAGCCAUUUCUUCUACUAGCGAUCGCCACCAGAGGGCGAGGAGGGCUUCCGGCAGCGAUCAACAGAUGUUAACGACACUUACUUUUGCGGCAGAUUUCAAUCGAAUUGAAAGAAAAACGGAACCAUCACCACCGACAGCUGGGGGGAACAACGGCCUGCACGACAACCAACAAUACGAGAUCCCCAGAAAUGUUCCGCCGAAGACAGUUAACAUCGCCGACAAUUACGGGCUGGAAGCAGUUGAGCCCUUAUGGUUACCAGCAGGCACAUUCUCCGGAUUGAGCAUUCCCGCUCUAGAAAAUGGGAACGAUUUUUGCGAUGAAACCGUGCCGCUGGAUGAGCAAAUCCACUUUCAAAGUGUAAAAAGUUCUCUACCAGAAAACGGCGCCAAUGCUGAACAUAUUAUUUAGAUAAAAUAGAAAGACACUGCAAUUCAUUCAGACAAGAUAUAUUUACAAAAACAUAGAAUACAAAAUGCUUGGAAAGCGCACAUUCAUAAUACGAGCAACAAAACCAAAAAACGAACUAAUUCCAACUAGGGACAGAUGAGUAGUGAAUAUAUUUAUUUAUCAAAACUUCAAACGGACAGACAAAAUAAAUACCAAUAGAAAGAUUUCAU
Armigeres subalbatus is the source of this 4842-nucleotide messenger RNA. RefSeq names its product protein sax-3-like. Lineage: Eukaryota; Metazoa; Arthropoda; Insecta; Diptera; Culicidae. Gene Ontology annotation, molecular function: protein binding. The record is from RefSeq and is a predicted model, not a curated record. The coding region runs from base 1 to 4161 and encodes 1386 amino acids. The transcript has 11 exons. Gene Ontology annotation, cellular component: M band.